CCCCGCCAGCGCCGCCACCGGCACCCCCCGCGCCGCCACCGCCGUCCUUCCUCGCAGACAAAAAGCCGCUGACCUGCCAGCAGGCGCAGAAGCUGGAACAGCUUCGCAACCGCGCGCGCAAGCGGCCCGACUACUCGUGCCUCAUGAAGGAGAUCGAGGGAGGCGCCAGGCUCAAGCGCGUGCACUGUAACGACCGGUCGCAGCCGCUGCUGCCCAUGGCCAAGGCCAAGGACCAGUUCAUCUACGACUCGGAGACGUCCAACAAGCACAACCAGCUGCUCAAGCAGAUCGAGUCCGGCAUCAAGCUCAAGAGCGUCAAGUGUAACGACCGCAGCAAACCCGUGCUGGAUGGCCUGCGCAAGUUCCGGCGGCAGAUGACGGUGGAGGAGCAGCUGCAGAAGGCCGACGCCCCCGAGGUGCUGGCCGAGCCGGACGACCUGGACGACAUCGACCGGGUGCGCGACGACCUGCAGUCCACCAAGCAGAUGCUGGCGCUCGAGCUGCGCAACAAGGAGGCCAUGGAGCGCGAGAACAAGCGGCUGCUGGCGCGGCUGCAGAACCUGGAGGCCGAGCUGGAGGCGGAGAGGAACCGCAAGAGCGCCCCCCAGAACGGCGGCGCGCCCAGCGGCCCCGCGCCGGACACGGACAAGCUCGUGGCCAAGCUCAAGGCGGAGAACGAGGCGCAGCAGAAGGAGACCAAGGAGAUGGAGACGCGCUACCACCAGGCCGCCGAGGAGCUGGACUCCACCAAGGCGCAGCUCGCCGAGGCGCUGUUCCAGAAGAAGCAGGCCGAGAAGCAGCUCAAGGAGAUCGAGGACGGACUGGUGGAGGGCGGCCGGGCGCUGCAGAAGCAGCUCUCCAAGAAGCUCAUCUCGUCCAAGUCGGGCGACAUCCGCAAGCAGAUGUCUCAGGCCAAGAUCAACGAGCUGCGCAAGCAGUCCAUCCCGGUGCAGGAGGACAGCGAGUCCGAGUACACGGACGAGACCAUCACGGACUCGGAGGACGAGGAGGAGGAGGACCUGUCCAACGACCCCGAGGCGCAGGAGAAACGCGUGCAGCGCGAGCUCAAGCUGCUCGCCACCAAGCUCAAGGCCUUCAAGGACAAGGAGGCGUCCGCGCGCCGCGAGCGCACCGCCCUCAGGGAGCAGCUCAAGCUGCAGCAGAAGGCGCUGCGCGAGGAGCGCAAGAAGUACAAGUCCCUGCAGAAGGAGGUUGACAAGAUGGCGAAGCUGAUGAGGGAGGACGAGGAGGAAGGCGAUGAGGACGAGGACGAGGAGGACGAAGAGGAGGAAGAGGAGGAAGAGAGCGAGGAGUCGGAGAGCGAGGAGAGUGAGGAGGACGAAGGCAGUGGGGAGGACCUCCCCGCCGACGCCCCUGUGGACGACAAGAGAAAUAAUCUAAACACAAGGACAAGGCGGCACGAGGGCAUCCUGGGCGCCCUCAAGAAGGGCAACUACCUCCUCAAGGCCAACAUCGACCGCGUCAAGGACGACCUGAGCAAGCACCGGGAGAUGUCGCUCAUGCUCCAAGAGGACCUCAACUCGGUGCUGGCCGAGCUGGGAUAACCCUCUCCAAGUACAUUCCCACCUCGAGCCACCGCGCCGCCGCCGUCAGGAUUCAAACUUCAAAACUGUAUAUUUCACCUCCCGUUUCUUUCUUCCGCUAGUCUUGCUGUCAGAAGGAGAAAGGCAUUGCCAUCUCUGUCAAUUACUUUAACCGCUGAUGAAAAGAAACCAAGAAUGAAACACAGGCCUGUGCUCAAUACUAGUCAUGUAAAAUAUUUUUCUAUUUGUGAGAGACGUGUUUGCGUGUUGUGUAGAUAAGUGAUGUGUAAAUGGACUGAUUGUUUUUGUUUUAGACUUAUAAUAAUGUGUACAUACGCCUCGCAUUGCAAGAGCAAGCCGCUUCAUGACACCAACCUUCCUUGUAUCGCAUUUUUUUUAGGCAAAUCGAAAAGCGCGCAUUGGAACGGCCUCGUCGCUACUCCGCGCGCGAGAGACUCUCAAUGCUAGCUUAAGGGACAGCUUAAGGGACACGUCGGUCGCGUGGAGUAUUGACGUGGUCUUUCCCAUUGCCACCAGUACAACCCUCAUGGAAAUCCCGCCGGGCAAUGACACGUUAUACGUGCUGCGGGAAACUACUGUGUAAGCUAACAAACAAAUCAAUAUACAAUAAAUAUUGUGAGCGCGCUGCUGCGAAUAUAUUAUAUGUUAGAUGCACCCAUCUCUGUUUUUCUUCUCUUUUUCCAAUGAAUAAAAUCCGAUUUCUUUUUCAUA
Molecule: messenger RNA, 2276 nt
Organism: Thrips palmi
Lineage: Eukaryota; Metazoa; Arthropoda; Insecta; Thysanoptera; Thripidae
Gene: sals
Product: DNA ligase 1
Exons: 7
Coding region: 144-1565 (473 amino acids)
Molecular function (GO): actin binding
Source: RefSeq, a predicted model, not a curated record